This is a messenger RNA of Pecten maximus, 1247 nucleotides long. Its product is annotated as deoxynucleotidyltransferase terminal-interacting protein 2-like. Gene Ontology annotation, cellular component: nucleolus. The record is from RefSeq and is a predicted model, not a curated record. The transcript has 6 exons. Gene Ontology annotation, molecular function: RNA binding. Bases 89 to 898 code for a protein of 269 amino acids. NCBI's taxonomy places the organism in Eukaryota, Metazoa, Mollusca, Bivalvia, Pectinida, Pectinidae. Gene Ontology annotation, biological process: RNA processing.
AAUGCGCGACGUCCUUUGGUCCAAGUAAUCAAACGUUAAGAAACACGUGUGUUAUAUCAUUUAGUUUGUUGAUAUUUGUGUUUUAGUAAUGGAAUCUUCCGAAGAAUCAUCAGAUAGUGAAAUCGAAGAAUCAUCAGAUAAUGAAAUCGAAGAAUCAUCAGAUAGCGAAAUGGAAGAUCUGGUUGUUAGAGCAUUGGACAAAAUCAAAAGUAACGUUACCAAGACAAAAUCUGACAAUUCAGUAAAGAAAACUAGCAAAGGGACCAGCAUGGACCGAGCUAGCAAUAACCGGGUUACAUUAUCAUCGAAAAUACAGAGUAAUGUGAAUCUACAUGAUACCUAUUUAAAGAAACCAACACAUUCAACAGUAAAGCAGACAAAGGAAUCCACCAUUCAGAAUUUAAUAAAAGGAUCAGACAAAGACAGUGAAAUAAUGAAAAAAAGUGUUCUGCAGCCAGAUAUAGAAAAGAAAUAUGCAUUACCACCGUAUCAGGAAAGUUUACAAAAGCUCAAGAAACAAAGGAAGAAAGAUAAACAGAUGACUAAAGGAAAAGGUUGGUUCGACAUGAAGGCACCGGAGAUGACAGAGGAGACAAAGAAUGAUCUGACUGUUCUACAGAUGAGACGAGCUCUUGACCCAAAAAGAUUUUACAAGAAUAAUGAUAUUAAAGCUCUCCCAAAGUUCUUUCAGUUUGGAAAAGUUAUCGAGAGUCCGGUAGAUUUCUACCAUUCGAGGAUUCCAAAGAAACAGAGAAAGUCCACCAUGGUGGAUGAAUUAUUAGCGGAUGCAGAAUUCAGAACGUACAACAAGAGAAAGUAUGUUGAGAUACAGGAAGCCAAGCGGAAAGGAGCAGGACCAUACAAACACAUGAAAAGACUCAAGAACAGAAAACGAUAAUAUAUGCUACUUAUGUUUAUCUUAUUAGUACUGGUCGAAUUUAUAUCUACCAUAUUUAUUCAUAAAUAAGUUCCUGUUCCCAAAUAAGCCAUUUCUUAAAUUUCACAGAAUCUUCAAUUAACCAAAAUGUGGUUUACAGAGAUGAAAUUAUGCAUCAAGUGAGGGGGAUUGUUUGAGAAUAAAUAUGAUAUCCUGUUGUAAAUGUAAAAUAGUAAUAAUUAUGACAUGUACAUUGUAUAUUACAAAAUGUAUUAUAUGUGGCACUUCAAUGUGCUAAAUAAAAAUACAAAAUGUAUUAUAUGUGGCACUUAAAUGUGCUAAAUAAAAUUUCUAUGAAAUUUUGAAUUCA